AUGGCAGAGGAGAAGGCUGACAUGCAGAGGCAGAUGAGCGAGUCGCGUGCGGAGUGCGAGCGCAUGUUCUCGGAGCGGGCGCAGAUGGCGAAGCAGCUGGCGGAGUUCCGCGCGGAGUGCGAGUGCCGCAUGACCGAGGAGAAGGCCGACAUGACGAGCAAGAUGGCCGAGUUCCGCGCCGCCUGUGAGGUCAAGAUCGUGGAGGAGAAGAUGGCCAUGGAGCACCAGCUGGCGGAGGCGCGGCGGCACACCGAGGUGCAGCUGUCCUCCGAGCGGCAGAUCACCGACCACAUCCGCCACGCCAUGCGCGAGCUGCCGCCGCUGCAGGCCGCGAUGGAGCUCGGAGACCUGGGCCUGCUGGAGGUGGAACUCCGCAAGUGGAAGCCCGAGAGCUUGCCCGACCGAUUCGGCGAGUCCAAGGGCGUAGUGGAGGCCGUGGUCAAGCUGGCGCGGGAGCGGCUGGUGACGUGGAGAGGCGUAGAGCACACGAUGAAGGAGGUUCUCAAAGAGGUCUCCCGCCUGCCCGGCAGCCUCCCCGCCCUGGCGGACCAUUGUCACAAGAUCUUCCGGGCCCUCAAGGAGGCGCAGCUCACGAAGAUGGACCUCCGGAGGACGGACCCCGUGACGAUGGACCGCAUCGGCGAGAUCUUCCUCGCGUGGUCCGAGCGCGCGAUGAGCCAUCCCAACGGCGUCCACCGGGCAAUCAUCCGGAAGGUCGUCACGUGCUCAAAUUUGGGUCCCUUCGACUUUGUCGACCUGGACAUUUGCCUGCGCCUCGUGGACAGGGCCUCCCUCGGCAGCGAGGCGUUCUUGUCCCGUGCAAGGGCGCUGGUCGAGGACGAGAACAAUUCUCCCAAGGACUUGCGCCCGCUGCUCUCCCACGUCGAGACCAUGCUGUUCUUCCUGAAGUACACCACCAGAGAGGACCUGCGGCUCACCCACGCCGAGUUCCGCAAGCAGGCCGGGCGGCUGGACCGCCACGUGGCCAGCCACCUGGCCAUGGCGGAGCGGCAGUACCCUGCUGGGGCGGAGCUGGUCCGCUUCUCGGAGGGGCAGGGCCUCCUGGAUCACGCAGAGGUCUCUGCCGUCCUGGAGGAGAUCAGAGGACAUCCUGCGAGGCACCGUCAGGACAGCCUCGGGAUAUUCCGCGAGAUCUUUUACCAGUGGGCCCUGGUCAUGCAGCAUAAGUUCGACCUAUUGGUGCUACCACACCACACCCAGGCCGCGCGCUCCGGCGGGGCGGCGGCGGCGAUGGACGCGGUGGAGAAGAAGGUCGGCCAGACCCUCGACGAGAUCUGGUCCGACCGGCUUGCGGAGGCCAGGGCGAAGCGCAAGGCCGCUGGCGGGGGCAGCGGCGCCGGCGCCGGCAGGGGUCGCAAGGCCGCUGGCGCGGUCCGCAAGGGCGCCGGCCGCGGCGUCAAGAAGGCGAUCACCGCCAAGAAGGCGCCCGGGCGCGGCAAGGGCAAGGGCGCCGCCGGCAAGGGCAGCCGGAGGGCGGUGGGCCGGGAGCCGGACGCCCCGCCGCGCGCCAAGGGCAAGUCCUCCGGCAAGGGCAAGGCCGAUGGGCGGACAUCGGCCCGCAGCCUGGGCAGGGCCGCCCGGAGCUUCCUCGGCGUCAGGCGCUCCAUCUCGGGUGUUGCUGGGGGUGCCACCCGGCUCACGGUCAUCGAGGCUCGGGGCGAAGCGAAGCCUGCUCAGAGGAAGAAGCGGUACUGGGAGGUCGAGGUCGACAUGGGCAAGGGCAGCGGCGCGGACAGGGGCAGGAUGGCCCUGGCCAAUGGCGACGCCGGCAAGGGCAGGUCGGGCAAGAGCAAGGGCAGGACCGCCCGGCGCCUGGCCUCCGAGGAGGCCUGGGACCUCGACGAGCGCUGGGGCAGGGGCGGCCCGAAGGGCCGCGCCAAGGGCGGCGCAAAGGGCUGGGCCAAGGGCUGGGCCAAGGCCAAGGGCGGCGCCAAGGGCGGCACCAAGGGCUGGGCGAAGGGCGGCGCCAAGCGGGCCGUGUUCUUCGAGAACGCGGACUUCUAUACGACGACCUCGACACUCCUGGAACACUUCGAGCGGGCGGGCCCUGUCGCGAAGUUCACGCUCUACACGCUGCCCAAUGGCAAGUCGCGCGGCAUGGGGGUGUGCGAGUACAAGACGGCGGCCAGCGCGGAGAGGGCGAUCUGGCGCCUGGACGGCGCCGAGGUGGAUGGGUGGCCCCUGCAGGUCGUCUGCCUGUUGGUCUUCCGGUGCUUCCUCGAGGCCCGGCUGACGGGGGCCGACCCCCACGCCCUCAUCGCCCAGGUAGGCACCGGCGAGGGCAAGUCGAUGAUCAUCGCCGCCCUGGCGAUCUACGUCGCGGUGGUCCUUCGGAAGAAGGUGCAUAUCGUCGUGGACGACGAGACGCUCCUCGAGAGGGACUUCGCGACAUUCAAGCCGCUUUUCGACGCAUUCGAGCUGCCCCUGGACGGCCACAACGGCCAGAAGAGGAGAAUUACGUCGGUGUUGUGCGUCAGCGAGGACCGGCUGGCCAGCUCAAGGAAGGACCCCUCGUUCGCGGCGCGCGUGGACCCCGACGCGGACAUCUGCUACUGCGAGGCAAAGCACGUCCAGUCUUUCUACGCGAGCAUCGCGCGCGGCAGGGGGGACUUCGGCACCUAUGAGGACCGCGUGCUCAUCCUCGACGAGGUAGACGCCCUCAUCAUCGACGAGGAGCCCAACGAAGCCUUCGUGUAUCCCAACCAGGAGUUGAGCCAGAUGGCCACGCGAGUGGCUCAGGCCCUGAAAGGUGGAGCCUCGCCGGAGCAGCUGCACGGCAUGUGGACCGGCCCCCAGCAGCACCCCGCCGCGGCCCGGGUGGUGCGCGAGAUGAUCAGCGAGUGGGCCCGGGGCUCGCAGAUGCAGGCCAGCGACGACUUUGUGUACGUGAAGGAGAGCGGGCGCUACUGUGCUCUGCAGGCGGGCCGCGCAAACCCGAAGACAUGGUCGCUGGCUCUGGAGUGCAGAAACUUUCAGGAGGGCCUCAGCCACGAGAUCCUGUACCAGGAGCGCCUGUUUGUGAUGUCGCGGCCGCGCGUGUUCAGAAAGUACCAUCGCAUCCUGGGCCUCAGCGGCUCGAUGGGUACCGAGGCCGAGCGCAGGUUCUUGGAGUCCACCUACCGGGCAUCAUUUUUCGAGGUGCCGCCCUUCCUGAAGACCUGCCGGGGCUCCCCGUUCCACGAGGCCACGCCGGUGGCGCUCGGCAGCGGCCGCCGCCCCGUGUACGUGGAGCCCACGCCGGACGCCCAGCUUGCCCGGCUGGCCGAGGUCGCGUUCGAGGCGCGGGAGAGCGUUCCCGUGCUGGUGAUCGCAAAGGACCGCGCCCAGUGCGACCAGCUGGUCGAGCGGCUUCGGCAGGCCGCGCGCUCGAGGGGAUACGGCUCUGCGGCCGACGACAUGGUGCGCUCCUUGUCGCGCACCCUCUGCGAGUCCGACCCGGAGCAGUGGAAAGAGAACCUUAACCGCUCCACGCUGCCCCUCGGCGACGGCCGCGGGGCGAGCCACGGCGGCUCCUGGCGCGUGACGGUGACGGACCCCCGCGGAGGCAGAGGCACCGACUACCGCGUGGACGACCCGGGCGUGGACGGCCGCGGCGGGCUGCUGCUCAUUCCCACGAUCGUGCCCACUUCGCAGCGCGAGUGGAUCCAGUUCUUGGGGCGCACGGCCCGGCAGGACCGCCGCGGGCAGUUCUGCACCGUCCUGUGCGAGACGGACUACAGGGGGCUCAGCGCCCGCUUCGGCCAGACGCUCCCAGUUGGCAACGGCCUGGAGGCCGUGGAGGUCUAG
Molecule: messenger RNA, 3807 nt
Organism: Prorocentrum cordatum
Lineage: Eukaryota; Dinophyceae; Prorocentrales; Prorocentraceae
Source: the annotation of a GenBank genome assembly